GGGAGGGAGUGUGUAUAUAUGUGUAUAAGAUUCGGAAAAAUACCCAAACGUGGGAGCGGCGAGCGCGCGUGCUUGCCGGCCUCCGCCCGCGCGCCAAGUCCAGGCUGCGCGCGCACCCCACCCGAGAGAGGGAGGCGAAGAAGAGGAGAGAGGCGCGAGCCGUGCGGGCUGGCUCUGAGCGGAAGGAGAAGGGCCUCGGGCUGGGGAAUGGAAGCGGAGAAGAUGGACGAGAAUGAAUGGCGCUACCACGGGGAGGGCAACAAGAGCCUCGUCGUCUCCCACAGACAGCGUUGUGUGGUGCUACGCUUUUUGAAGUUUCUUCCAAACCGAAAUAAGACACCUGAAGAAAUCUUUCACCAUCUUCAGAAUAUAGUUUACUUUGGCAAACACAUAAUGAAGCAGUUUUUUGGAGAAAAAUACAUCCAUCAUGGGGAGGUUGUACAGCUAUCUUUGGACUUUGUGAAACAACUUUGUUUAAAGAUCCAGUCAGAGCGACCAGAGUCUCGUUGUGAUAAAGACAUGGAUGCCCUUAGUGGUUAUGCUAUGUGCCUUCCUAACCUCACUAGGCUACAUUUUGUUGAACAUCGUCCAAUACUCUGUAUAGAGAUUAAGCCCAAAUGUGGGUUUCUCCCUUUUUCAAGCCAUGUUUCCCAAGAGAUAAAAUACAAAGUGUGUCGGUAUUGCAUGCAUCAGCAUCUAAAGGUAGCAAAAGGAAAGUGGAAACGGCUCAGUAAAUAUUGUCCUCUAGAUCUCUUCUCAGGAAAUAAACAGCGAAUGCACUUUGCCUUGGGAAGCCUACUACAGGAGUCACAGAAUAACUUAAAAAUAUUUAAGAAUGGUGAAUUAAUUUAUGGUUGUAAAGAUAAUGAGGAUUCUCUGUCAGACCUGAAUGAACUUGCUCACCACCUGAAGCCUUUCUUCUUCCCCGCCAACGGCCUGGUCAGUGGGCCACAUUGUACAAGGACUGUCCUGAAGGAGUUGAUCCACGUCAUCACCCUGGCUUUGCUGAGUAGUACAGACCUCUGCAAAGCAGGCGACAUGAAGAUUGUCCCCUCGUCACAAGGAAGGAGCUACUGUGAAGCCAGUGCUUUCAGUAAAGAGCUAGUAAGGAAUGGUAAAAAUAAGAUGGAGACUUCUGGCUUGCCAAGAGACUGUCUCCUCUACAAAACGCUCCAGGCUCAGAUGCUGGAUAUGCUGGAUAUUGAAGGUGUUUAUCCCUUGUACAACAGAGUAGAGCAAUACUUGGAAGAGUUUCCCAGUGAAAGGAAUAUGCUACAAACCGAUGGGCCAUAUAAUGAAUCAUUUUAUGAGAAGCUACUAGACCUCUCAACUGAAGAUGAUGGAACAGUAGGCUAUUCUUUGACAAAGGUUCAGCAGUACAGAGUUGCAAUGACGGCGAAGGACUGCUCCAUCAUGGUUGCCCUUUCACCUUGUCAACAGGAUGAAUGUUCGGAGCAGAGGCCAGUGCUUCUCACCUCAAAAUCAAGAUUCACGUUUUCACUGUCAGUUCUGGACUUAGACCUUAAGCCCUACGAAAGCAUUCAGCAUCAGUACAAACUGGACGAGAAGAUCGUCAACUACUAUUUGAAGAACACGCAGGCCAAAGAUGACUCAGUGAUGUCCAGUCUUUUGAAAGGAAAUGAAGACUGCACACUUGUCCUCCACAAGAUGUAACUGGCUAGAUAUUUAUUGAACACAGGGAAAGGGGAGAAUUAAGUUAUGUUGUUUUCUUCUUUUUUUUCUUUCAGUUGUGCUUUACAUUUAUAUGCCUUUCAGAGACAUGGAUUUGCCACUGAGACCACCUUGACAGAAUGAGCUUAUUGUAAAACUAGUGUGUGCAUUGAGCCUACGGCCAAGAGCAAAGGGGUUGCUGUGAAAGUGGUUAAGUUUGAAUCAAGUGGUUGCUCUAUAAAUUUUUAAAAAGAAGUGCUUGCAUUGAAGCCUUUUCAGUGUCGGAAGCAGCAUUCGCUACAAGGUCUGCAAAGAGAUGUAAUUCUGUGAACAAUGUGAAUUCUUGCCAAUGAAGGGUAAAACGUGGACUAGCUCACAUUAAAAACCUUUUAUUCAUAAAGUACUGCUUGUGUAGCAGCUUCAGUGUGAACAGAAACCUAGUUUUCAUCAUCUCGUGAAAAGACUACACUUUGGUGUUGCUCUUCAAAUUGGUUAGAGAAAUGCAAGUAAACAUUUAAAACACUGAUUUAAGACUAUAGAGAAAAAACGCCUUCUGUCAAUUACUGAUUAUUAAAGCUAUCAAAAUAUAUUGUUUUUUCUUAAAAUAGGAACUGCUUAAAAAGAAGCCUGUGGCCUAAUUCAGUCUCAGACAAACCCUUUCUAACAAUCAAGUGCUAGCGCCAUUAUGCUCAGCUGUUUUUCAGUAACGUGUAGGUUUCAUAGAAAAGAUAUCCAUUGUGCCUCGCUGAUAUUGGGAUAUUUUCCUAUGUAAGCAAUCUAUUUGAAAGCUUAACUUGAGGCAGCUUCUCAAUCUGAAAUUACUUGCUUUACAUUUUCCUGAUGGGUAGGUUUUAUUUUUCUAUUCAUAUUUUGGUUAAUUCCCCUUCAGGUAGUUUUGCUUUAUAAGGCUUGCAAACAUAAUAGCGAUUGAGGUUUUCCAACUUCAACUCUCUGAAUUAGAAACUUGCCUCUCAUUUAUCUUGGUAUUAUCUUCAGCAAAGGGGCAUUUUCCUUAGAAGUGCCUGUGUGUGGUUUGUUACUACCCUUUGCCAUGCCUUGUAUACAAAAAUAGGACAAUAGCAGAAAAAAUAUGCCUUAGGUUUGGCACAACAUUUUUUUUCAUUAUCAUGUACCACGUCAGUGGGUUUAACUUGUGGAGCUGUAGGAAUGUCUCUCUGCUUCGGCAGGCAGCACAAUGAUGUCUCUGGAUUUGAAACUCUGGGGAUACGUAACUCUUAUUGCAGAAAUGGUCCUGUGGGCUGCCUGGUGGCAAGAUAUCCUUCACAUGAGCCUCAUACCGUAGAAGCAGGGGAAGGCCUCAGAUGUUAGGUGGAGGUGCUUCAGCUUAAAGCUGCUUCAUUCAGAAAUGGCGUGCAUGGAUCCAGAGCUGAGUUUCUCCCCCAGACGGCAGGCUCCCCAUCUGGCUGCAGGAGGAAGAGGCCUGGUUUACACAGUCAUUCUCUUGCCACUCUAACUUAGCUGCUACAGCAGGCAUGGGCCAACGUCAGCCCUCCAGGUGUUUUGGAUUUCAACUCCCACAAUUCUGUUAGGAAUGGUGAGAGUUGAAGUCCAAAACACCUGGAGAGCUGACGUCGGCCCAUGUCUGUGCUAUAGUAACUCUAAUUGUAAGAUUAUGAAGAUAUAUUACUUUAAUAUUUAUUCUUACGUCAGUUACAACCAAAUUCUAAUUUUAUGGGAAUCUAAUUAUGCUUCUGCCCCGUUCGUAUUCUAAAACAGUUUGGUGGCAUCUGUCCUGCAUUGUUAUGUGUGGCCAUGGGGAAGGUUCAAUGUCACAGGGUGUCAGGUAGUCCAAGCAUCGGUCUCUGAAAUAAGACUUGAUUAUUCUUGGUAGUUUACAGAAUUACAGAUUUCAAUUUACAGAAUUUCAUAAACCUGGUAUGCCUACUGAUUGAUCACAUUUGUAUUUAAAUGAGCAAGCAAAUGUGAAAGUUGCUGUGGUGCUGCGGUGGUGGUGUUCAGGGUUGGUAUUUUCCUCAAAGACUGAAGCUUUGGCAGGAAGAACUGCCAGUUCCAUUGCUCCGUAAGCAAUACAAGGCAAUGGAACAAACAACGGCAUUAAGGAGCAUUUCUGAGUUGGCAUGCUUCUGAUUAAGUCAGUGGUUCUCAACCUGUGGGUCCCCAGAUGUUUUGGCCUUCAACUCCGAGAAAUCCUUACAGCUGGUAAACUGGCUGGGAUUUCUGGGAGUUGUAGGCCCAAACACCUGGGGACCCACAGGUUGAGAACCACUGGAUUAAGUCAAGUUCUACAUCAUCUGUAUCUAUGGACACAAAGGAAUUUAAAAAUGACCUAAAAUACUUGGUUUGGGAGUUAGGACCCACCUUUGUAAAACAGCUACAAACUUGGUGUUCUGGUACACUUCAAAUCAACUUUUGUGUCAACAGUGGGAGAAUAUAGGUAUUUUUACCUAUAUGUUGAGAGUUUUGAUGCAGAUACUAUGUCCUAGAAGUGUAGUUAGAAAAAACCUAAUUCCUACAGAUCUAAAUCUGGAAAGGAAAUACAUACAAAAACCAACGCCUGGAUUAAGUUUUUAAUUAGGUCAUUGCCCUUUCUUCCUGUUUUUUGUAUACAUUUGUACACUUGUAUGUACUUUGUUUUGAUCCACUGCAAAUUAAAAUACCACAAUUCAGUUUUAUGAGGAAAGUGUAAUAGAUCUGGUUUUGCCUUCAGUCACUGGUUGUGGAAGAAGUAGUAGUUGUGCUACUGUUGGGAUAUUUUGUAUCUUAAACUUUAUUUCAUUACACUUCUGGGUACCAUUGAAACCAUUUGCAUAUACAACUGUGAACAAAAACUGCCACUUUUUGCAAACUUGAAUUGAUCGGGUUGAUCUGAAGAACUCCUAAGAAAUGCUACAGAGGGGUAAAACCACUUUGACUGUGAGGAAGUCAGUUUUUAAAUGAAAUUCACUCAACUUGUACCUUAUUAUUUAGCAUUUUGUAUUUAAAUGGCUGUAUUUAUUUGUCUGACAAUUUAUAUAUAUGUGCCAUAAUUGUACAGAUAGCAUGUUUUAUGGAUAUAGUUUGUAAAUGGAAAAUAAUUUAAUGUUUAUAUUCAUUAAAGCUACGGAUGCAUAACAUAA
This is a messenger RNA of Anolis sagrei ordinatus, 4769 nucleotides long. It is a transcript of the gene IPPK, whose product is annotated as inositol-pentakisphosphate 2-kinase. The record is from RefSeq and is a predicted model, not a curated record. Gene Ontology annotation, molecular function: inositol-1,3,4,5,6-pentakisphosphate 2-kinase activity; ATP binding. NCBI's taxonomy places the organism in Eukaryota, Metazoa, Chordata, Lepidosauria, Squamata, Anolidae. Gene Ontology annotation, cellular component: nucleus. Gene Ontology annotation, biological process: inositol phosphate biosynthetic process.